ACCCAAAAGCAGAGGCUCCCGAGUCCCCGUCUCACUCCACUAGCCCCCCCCCCCUCCCCUCUGCGCGGCUCUGCCCCGCUCUGCUCCGCGCCGCACUCUACACCGACACGCCACCGCACCGCCUUUAACUACGCCCACCUCCGCCCACCCCCAGCUAGCUCACACCUUAAGGAGGCGCACCACCACCACCCCCAGACCCAGGACGACACCACCACGCCGCCAGGCAGUAGCGAGCUGAGAUGGCGUCCAUCAUCGUGCAGGCGGUGGUGAUCCUGCUGGACGUGGUCGCCUUCGGGUUGGGCGUCGCCGCGGAGCAGCGCCGGAGCCGGGCAACCGUCACCCCGGACGCCGCCAAGGAGUACGACUACUGCGUCUACGACUCCGACAUCGCCACGGGCUACGGCGUCGGCGCGCUGCUCCUGCUCGCCGCCGCGCAGGUCGUGCUCAUGGCCGCCAGCCGCUGCUUCUGCUGCGGCCGCGGCCUCAAGCCCGGGGGCUCCCGCGCCUGCGCGCUCAUCCUCUUCCUCUUCACAUGGGUGACCUUCCUCAUCGCGGAGGUGUGCUUGCUGGCGGGAUCAGUCCGCAACGCGUACCACACCCGCUAUAGGGGCAACUUCUACGGCGAGCCCCUCUCCUGCGAGACAGUGCGCAAGGGUGUCUUCGCUGCUGGUGCAGCCUUCACCUUCUUCACGGCCAUUCUGGGUGAGGUCUACUACCUCAGCUACUCAAAGUCGCGUGAUGCUGCUGGUGGUGCACCCUAUGGCGGCUCCAGCAUCGGCAUGGGCACUUACAACUAAAGGAGCUUGCUGAAGACCAGCCACGGUAUUUUCAGCUGAUUUCGUGGUGGAGGAAUGCAAUGUUCUUGUUAACAUCACCUUAGUAGUGACGCGGUGUAAUUGGUUAUUGGAUUCGCUGUUUCUUUGCUAGGUUCUUGUAUGAGGUCACGGUUGGGCUGUAUACUGUUUGGAUUAUUGGGUUGGAUUCUGGACAUGGAAUACACGUAUCGUAGUAUGCUAUGCUGUUCAUACGUACUUUAUUCU
Panicum virgatum (switchgrass) is the source of this 1040-nucleotide messenger RNA. RefSeq names its product protein MODIFYING WALL LIGNIN-1-like. The record is from RefSeq and is a predicted model, not a curated record. The transcript is spliced from 2 exons. Bases 240 to 797 code for a protein of 185 amino acids. Lineage: Eukaryota; Viridiplantae; Streptophyta; Magnoliopsida; Poales; Poaceae.